Messenger RNA from Triticum turgidum subsp. durum (durum wheat), 312 nucleotides. The record is from the annotation of a GenBank genome assembly. NCBI's taxonomy places the organism in Eukaryota, Viridiplantae, Streptophyta, Magnoliopsida, Poales, Poaceae.
AUGACAGUAAAGAAGAAUGUCCACAUCAUCGACCUAUACACCGCAUUUACUAGUAUUGUGGAUCAUGCGCCAGGUAAAGGCUCAGAUCUAUCUAAGCAAUUCAAGCGCAAACUAUCGCCAUGUUGCGAGAGUUUGGAUUCGAAUGGCUAUUGCGGACAACAAGGUGAGUCGUCCUUGGAGCUUCUAUACACCGUGUGCGACAAGUCCGACAAAUUUUUCUAUUGGGACGACAUGCACCCCACAUAUGCAGGAUGGGAGGCUAUCAUGAAGCAGUUGGAAAAGCCCUUGAAGGAGUUUGUAGAUCAAGACUAG